Liolophura sinensis is the source of this 2406-nucleotide messenger RNA. RefSeq lists its product as uncharacterized. NCBI's taxonomy places the organism in Eukaryota, Metazoa, Mollusca, Polyplacophora, Chitonida, Chitonidae. Gene Ontology annotation, molecular function: 7-dehydrocholesterol reductase activity. The record is from RefSeq and is a predicted model, not a curated record. Gene Ontology annotation, cellular component: endoplasmic reticulum membrane. The coding region runs from base 223 to 1698 and encodes 491 amino acids. The transcript is spliced from 3 exons. Gene Ontology annotation, biological process: brassinosteroid biosynthetic process; sterol biosynthetic process.
CUAGAUUUUCAUCUUUACACGCAGUAUCUGCGGACCGCUUCGUGAAGUCACACGGCAGAUCAUGUCAGAGUGGCCGCUCUAAAACCAGCACCGUUAGCCCAGAGAAGGGGUAGUGUACACCAUACUGAACACGGCUUCCUGUCAAUAUCUGACUAACGUUAUACCAGACGACACGACGAAUUGGAAACCGAUCACUGAGCCCCAUAAAUAGUAAUCAACAGUAUGAAUGCGGUGUUAACACAGAGAAGAGACGUUAGCAGUCCGGAUACGGAUCCGAAGUCAAACGGUCAUUCCAGCACAGAGACGAUAACACAUGGUGCUGACGUCUUUGUCAGUAGUUUCCACGAGUACAAAGAAGGAUACGAGAAACUUACCCAAAACAAACUAUCCCGGGAUCUACGUCGGUGUCUCAGUCGAACAGUUCUGCCCUUAGUACUAAUCACGUUGAUGCCAAACUUCGUCCUUAUACUUUGGUACACGGCUGUCCAGUCAGACGGCAACUUUACAAACAUUAUCCGAUAUUUAGCCAGCCAAGGUGUGAUAGACGGCCUGACGGAGAUGUGGAGUUCAGUCCGGAUCUGUAGUCCGCUUUCUGUCAGCUUGGUCUUAGGCUACGCCGUCUGGGGACUGGUGAUGAUGAAGUUUCUCCCUGGCAAAGACGUGGAAGGUCCGUUAACUCCCAAAGGCAAUACCCCAGUAUAUAAAGACAAUGGUUUUCUGUACUACGUCACAACGAUGAUGACUUUCUUCGCGUUGGCUUUCGCUUUGAAAUUGACAGGAUACACACCGUCAGUGGUGUAUGACAGCUUUGGGGAAAUCCUAACCACUUUAAACGUGUUCAGUUUGGUGUUUUGUAUUGGCCUGUACUUGAAGGGAAUCUACUCCCCAUCGUCAUCAGACUCGGGCUCCACGGGCAAUGUCAUCUUCGACUAUUACUGGGGCACCGAGUUGUAUCCGAGAAUCUUGGGCUUCGACGUUAAGGUGUUCACGAACUGCCGAUUCGGCAUGAUGGUCUGGGCUCUGCUGGUGGCCAUCUUUGCUAUGAAAAGUUUCGAGCUGCACGGAAUCGUGGAUAGCAUGAUCGUGUCCUCUGUACUCCAGCUUGUUUACAUCAGUAAGUUUUUCUGGUGGGAAUCUGGUUACUUGAGAACUAUUGACAUAAUGCUAGAUCGCGCCGGUUUCUACAUAUGCUGGGGUUGCCUAGUGUACAUCCCAGGACUGUACGCAUCCGUUAGCCUAUACUUAGUAAGUCACCCAAUUAAACUUGGACCAUUCUGGUCAGCACUCAUACUGGGGACAGGCCUGGUCUCGGUUUUCGUAAACUACAAAGCCGAUAUGCAGAAACAAGAGGUGCGCUACGCCAACGGGGACUGUUUGGUUUGGGGAAGAAAACCGGAAAUCAUCCGUGCGAAAUAUCAACUGGAGAACGGCGAAGAACGGGAGAGCAUCCUGUUAGCUUCCGGUUGGUGGGGUCUGGCACGACAUUUUCAUUAUGUGCCGGAACUGUUGCUGGCCUUCAUGUGGACAGUGCCGGCACUAUUUAGCCAUAUUAUGCCAUACUCUUACGUCAUCUUCUUGUUCAUCCUGCUGACCCACAGAAGUUACCGCGACGACAAUAAGUGUGUGAAAAAAUACGGGAAUUUCUGGCAGGAAUACUGUAGACGAGUUCCACAUAGGAUAGUACCUUAUUUAUUCUAAGGGCAUUAUGCAUGGUGUUUGACAUUCGCUUUUAACACAUUUAAAAGCUCUAAUUAAUGAUUGUGAUAUAUAACAGCUAUAGAAGACUUUUGGAUAGGACAAAUCGCAAUAAUAAUUAAAGUAUUAUGACUGUUUGGGGUUUUCUUCACUGCUAUACCUAUUACAUAUGAAAACAGUAGAUACAUUUAAAUUUGAUUAACACAAAAGUUUUAUUAAAGUGAUAAUAUCAAUUUUUGUGGAUUUAUUAACCACUUCAAGUAAUUACUCGAGCACACUUAGAACUGUAAUAUCACAAGGACAUUCAUUAUAAUUAAAGAUUCAUUUCAAAGAUGGCUGAGAUAAAAUUUGUAACAUAUGAUAACUGAAAUUUGUCAAAAUUAAUGUGUUGUCCUCUGGUUGUAUAACAUCAUUUUAUAGAGAAUUGAUACAAAUUAGAUAUAUACACUUCUAAUAACAUAAAAAAGGUACCUGAUGAAUGAAGCAUAAAAUUUAGUUGAAAUCGAUAGUCACAGUGGUCAAUGCAUGCUGUACUGGUAUAUUUGCUAUUCCAAUGUUUGUAAUGCUUGGUGAACAUUUUUCUUGCGCACGACACAGGGCUACGCAAUAGUUUUAAUUAUCUCGCCAGCGGGGAGAUUUGACGGUCUUAUUGCAUGUUAAUAGUGCAAACACAUAGGUUACAUUUUAAUAGCGUGAUAUUGCAAUAUUUGA